Molecule: messenger RNA, 5144 nt
Organism: Otolemur garnettii (small-eared galago)
Lineage: Eukaryota; Metazoa; Chordata; Mammalia; Primates; Galagidae
Gene: PPP1R26
Product: protein phosphatase 1 regulatory subunit 26
Exons: 2
Coding region: 802-4413 (1203 amino acids)
Biological process (GO): negative regulation of phosphatase activity
Molecular function (GO): protein phosphatase inhibitor activity
Source: RefSeq, a predicted model, not a curated record
GAUUGUGGCAAGUAAACACCAGAUUAUGUGCUAUCAGAAGGACGCUCUUGGGGAAAUGGAGAAGGAUCCACAGCAGAGGCAAAGCAGACAUAGGCCUCCUGCAGCCCAGCCACUGAGAUCCUAAGGGUGGCAUAAGCUUAACCCAGCCCAUCCCUGAAGAGAUAUCAUUUCCUGUGUCCACAGUCCAGUGGGGCUCUCCCUUCUGCGUUGAACUGCUUUGCACUCCAGGGUAGCCAGGCAGGUGGGGAGCAGAGCAGCAUAUUAAGAAUCAGUAGCUGUGUGACAUCCUUGGUUUUUCUGUGCACCAUGUCCCUUACCUUCCUCCCUGCAGGGGCAUCUUCAGGCCUUUCCCAUAAGGGCCAUUCACAAACAGGUUCUCAGAGUGUUCCCAAGAGCUGCCCAGCCAUUCUGACAAGGAAGCACAGAACAAAAAGGGACGUAUAACUGUGUUUGGAGCCACAAAAAAUGCUGUGGCCCAUGAGACCAUCUGGCAAAUAUACAUUCAACAUUUUAAUAUGAAAAAGCUUUAUUAAAAACAACUCUUUAAGAUGUUUGGGCAAGUAUUUUUUGAUAGUUGCUCACGUCAUGUAACUUUUUGUUCCAGGAUUUUGUGAGUCAGGUCAAGAAUGAAUCUUUUCACAAACACCCCCUAGUUCUGGGUUCAUCAGAGUCUCUUUUCAACCUACAAAGAUGCAUUUACAGACUUUAUCUCAUGGGCACUGCUUGGCAACCUUUUGAGGAUGUGAGACCCGCAGAAGAGUAAAGCGUUGCUUCUCUGCACCUCCCUCCCUGUCUGCUAGAAUGUUCCUCAUGAACGCCCCUCCAGUGGUUGCUCUCCAGUCCAAAUGGGAGGCCUUUGGCCCGCCGGGGAGCUUUAGGUUUCCCGGGUGCUUUUCAGAGUCAAAAGAGGGUGUCAAGAGAGCGUCUGUGAGUGCCAAGGUGCAGAUGAUCCUCAGCUCGCUGCAGCGUGACGAGGCUGCUCUGGGCAUGAACCAUGAGCGGGCACCACCGAGAAGCCAGAGGGCCGAGAGGUGCCGAGACGCCCGGCUGGCUGCCAGCCCUGCUGUGUGCAAAGAGCAACCUGCAUUCGCUGCCUGUGGUCGUGCUGACAAUUUUGACCCCAUGGGGGAGGAGGAAGCUGCAGACCUUGGCCCCUUGGUCCUGGAUUCGGACAGUGACGAUUCUGUGGACCGGGACAUCGAGGAGGCCAUCCAAGAGUAUCUGAAGGCAAAGGGCGGAGCCACACAGCCUGUGUCCAGCAGGGCCCAGCCCGGUGGGGCCCAGCCCUCCGGAGCCAUAGGUGGGGCCAGUAGAUGCAAACCAGAGCCUCCUCACAACAGUGCCCCAGCUACUCCGUGUUCCCCCAAACUUAUCCCUGGCAGCCAUGUAGGAGCCAGCAAGGACCAAGGCUCCACCUCCCCGGUUAGUGUCAGCAGCGAUGACUCCUUUGAACAGAGCAUCAGGGCAGAAAUAGAGCAGUUUCUCAAUGAGAAAAGGCAACAUGAAACCCAAAAGUGUGAUGGGUCCAUGGAUAAAAAACUAGAGCCAAAUGAAAAUUCAGCCAAAUCACUGCUUAAAUCCUGCAAAGAGCUGACUGUUAAGGGGGCACCACGGCAGGAUCUGACGGCAGCCUGUAAGGAGUUCGUCUUCCGAAAACCUCCCAGAUUCACCAAGGUGAAUGCACAGCCUAGAAGCCUUAGGUCUAGGGUCACCUCUGGGCCAGAGACCGUGGGCAGCACAAAGCCGGCAGCCCUCAAGCCUGCCACCCCUUGCCGCCCGGCAGAAGCCAUGCAGAGUAAGGGCGGGAUUAAGAGGAGUGUUGGCACCACAAGGCGGGGAAAGCGGGUCAGGAGUGCGGCCCUUGUGCCUGAGGGGUCUGACUCCAGCAGCGACGACGGCAUCGAGGCGGCCAUCCAGCUGUACCAGCUGGAGAAGACAAGGAAGGAGGCCAUCGGGGGCCCGCCACAGAGAGCCCAGUGCCUGGAGGACAAGAGGCCCGACCCGCCCACCACAGACAGCACAAGCAGUGCCCCGAAAAGUGCCUUGCCUGAAACCCAUAGGAAAACAUCCAGCAAGAAGAAGUCCGUGGCUGCAAAGCCUGCCGAACCCAGCCCAGGGGACCUUGAUGCCAGCCACACGCCCAAGCUGCCAAAGGAAACCAAAACUCUUGCAGUAAGCACAGCUUCUAGAAGCGAGUUUGUGGAACGAUCCUCAUGCCGAGCAGACUCGUCCGCUGAGCUGAUGUGUGCAGAAGCUAUCCUGGACAUUUCCAAGACGAUCCUGCCAGCCCCUGCAGAGGGCAGUGACAGGUCACUCUCUGCAAGCCCACUCUUCUACUCCCCGAACGUGCCUUCCUGCUCUGGCGGUGAUAGCAGCUCUGUGGACAGUGACGACAGCAUAGAGCAGGAGAUCCGGACGUUUUUAGCCCUCAAGGCACAGUCAGGGAGUUCACUAGCCAGAGCCGAAAGUGACCCUCAGGCUGGACAGAGGCCGCUGUCACCAUCAGGUCCCAACAGCCAGACUGGUGGCCCCAGGGCCCCUCUCCCUAAAACACAAGAUCUGUCACUAAGCUGUAAAAGGAAAUACAGGGGCGGCAGCCACACAGCAAGACCAUCUACACCCAAGAAAACGAGGGAGGUGGUGAAAGAGGGUAGCCAGGACAUUGACCACACGCUGGGGACAGCUGAGUCUGGCUAUGAUGGACAAGACCUGCCCAGCCAGGGCAAAGCUGACGAGGCCCCUGGGAGGGAGGGUGAGGCCAGGGGGCCCAGUGGUGCACAUGUCCCUCCAGGCCACUGUAAGGCGGUCGAGGCGAGGGGUAUAGAUGAGAAAGAGAGCUCUGAAGACAAGAGCAGCUCACUGGACAGUGAUGAGGACCUUGACACGGCCAUUAAGGACUUGUUAAGAUCCAAGCGAAAGCUUAGGAAGAGGUGCAGGGACCCCAGGGCUGCGUGCAAGAAGAAGGUCAGGUUCAGCACUACCGAAACGCAGUUCUUGGAUAAGCUAGGUGGGUUCCGGAAAGACUGGAAAGACAGAAGCCCACAGGUGCUGAAAAGCUGCCUCUCCAAGUCCAAGAGAGACAGUGGAGAGAGCCCCAUGAAAAGAUCUCCAAGCAUCUUUGGCAGUGUGACAGAGCGAACCAAGCUUGAGGGUACUGGGGACCAAGAUGUGGCCCCAACCUUCCGAUUAAGGAGAAACGCCUCCGAAGGGAAUCUGUUCCCUGGUGAGCAUCAGAGUCCAGCUCCAAGCCCCAGCGUCCUGUCUGAUGACAGCAGUUCUGUGGACAGCAACGAUAGCAUCGAACUAGAGAUUAGGAAGUUUUUGGCGGAAAAGGCUAAGGAGUCCGUGAGUAGCUCAGAAGUUCAAACAGAGGGUACCCCCACUCUUGGUAUGGGGGUCCCCACAAGGCCGGAGGGGUCAUGCAGGAAAGAGCCAGCCCUGCAGCCUGGGGUGUGCACUCGGAGCCAGAGGGUUAAGGGGGCCUCUCAGCUGACCCAGGGACUCCGAGGAGCCGAGAGAGCUGGAACACAGAGGGGGACCAGCCUCUUCAGCCAGGGCGGGAAGAGCCUGGCUGCUCCUGCCAGAGGCACCAGUGGGAAUGUCUCUGCCAAGGGGUCUCCAAGUAGGAGGAACGUUUAUGUCCACAAAGACCAGGGCCCACGAGGGGCAGAGCCUACUGUCACCGACAGUGCUUUUGGUCAGCUGCCCAGCUGUGCCAAAGCAGGCACUGAGGCAGGAGGUGCUGGGGGGACCUUCCAUGUGAGUUACGGGAGCCGGAGCUUCCUGACUCCCAGCUCAGGAGCUGAGAGGGACACUAGACCCCAGGCCAACCUCACCCUCCCUUGGAGCGACUUUGCCCACCAGAGUCAGCUGCCCAGCCCGUGGGCACUGAACUCAGAAGGCAGAGACUCAGCGUGGAGAGGGGGCCUGGGGAGUGAGAGAGAGAAGCGGCCCGAGGGCCUGACCAGGGGCCCGCCCAGCCUGCCUUUCGCAGGCUUCUCCCCCCUGCUGUCUACUCAGCUCUUCCACUUCGGAAAGAGUGUGUCCUGGGGAGGCAAGCAGGCCAGUUUCUUCAGCCCCCACCCGGGGCUACCUUUGCAGGGCCCGUCCUUCUCCGCGUUCAGGGAGGCCCAGGCCGGGCCCAGCCCUGUGUUUGGAAGCCCACACCUGCUAGGGAAGAAGGAUGGUGGGGCCUGGCCACGGCGGAAGGCCCAGGCAGGGCUCGGUUUACAUGACAGGAGGAACUCAGGCCCAGAGGAAAACAUCCUCGACCUGCGGUAUCGACAGAGGGUCAUGGACAAGGACGACCAGGACCAGGAGGCCCUGGGUAGUGACGCCAGUGACUUCAGCGACACCUCCAUGGAGGAUGGCGGUGGCCGCUCAGUAGCGAAGGGCAAAGCUCUCAAGUUGUGAGUGUGCAUCCUGGUGUUCGUAGCAUUUGUGGAAAGCGGUCUGUGCGUGCGUGUACCUGUGCACGUGUGUAGGUGGUGUCGUGAGUACAGAGCGAGACGCUGUCCGUUACACGCGUCCCUGUACAUAUGUACACUGACAUGAAACCAUGGUUUUAUUUAACAGAUGUGUCCCAGUAAAUUUGAUUUUUGUAGCUUUUUGUAAAUUAUUUAAAGUGCUGUAAAAAGUAUUUUUGGAAAAUAUUUGUCAUUCACUUUUGUAGGGCGUCCCUAACUGCAGUUUUCUGUGGUCUGCUUGCAAGUCUUAGAUUAGUAAACGUUUGGUUCUUACCAUCACAGCCAGGUUCACAGAUACUGUGAGGCCACUGCUGUCCAGUAGACCGCUGGUGACAGUGUCCAGUGGUACCACCAUUCAAGCUGAGAGAGGCAGCAGUCGCCCUUGCCAAGAAUCACUGAAAUGCCCAAAGGUGUCUUUUGGGAAGCUCCCGGGACAACACUGUACAAAGGACCUCCCACCCCAGUCCCUUGAGGCCGGAGCACGUCUUCUGAAAACUGCAGUCACAGCCUUCAGCUGGAAAAUGUUUUGAAGCACAAAGGCCAACCAGCACCCAAGGGUCAACUAGCCUGGCCACUGUGGGUGGAGGCCAGGAGAGCCCUGCUGUGGCUCUGAAGCCCCAGUUGGUUAAUAUCUGUCCAGUCACUAGAUGAUUCAAAAUCUAAAUAAACCACUUUUUA